Scutellospora calospora is the source of this 220-nucleotide messenger RNA. The record is from the annotation of a GenBank genome assembly. Lineage: Eukaryota; Fungi; Glomeromycota; Glomeromycetes; Diversisporales; Gigasporaceae.
AUGGAUCCUGGUGUGAGGCUGGGGACUCCGGCUAGCGGUUUCACGAAUUUCGAGGACGAGGAUGAUGACGGGAUGGAUGAUAUGGCUAGUCUGGCGCCGGAUGAUAGCGCUAGUCAGAUUAGCUUCAAUCGACGCGUGCGGAAGAGGAAGGAGAGGAGGACGCCGGCGCCGGUGCAGGAGGAGGACGAGGAUGAUAUUGUGGCUUAUGAGAGUCGGAGGG